Molecule: messenger RNA, 668 nt
Organism: Anopheles coustani
Lineage: Eukaryota; Metazoa; Arthropoda; Insecta; Diptera; Culicidae
Product: small ribosomal subunit protein uS11B
Exons: 3
Coding region: 108-566 (152 amino acids)
Biological process (GO): ribosomal small subunit assembly; maturation of SSU-rRNA from tricistronic rRNA transcript (SSU-rRNA, 5.8S rRNA, LSU-rRNA); translation
Cellular component (GO): cytosolic small ribosomal subunit; ribosome
Molecular function (GO): mRNA 5'-UTR binding; structural constituent of ribosome; small ribosomal subunit rRNA binding
Source: RefSeq, a predicted model, not a curated record
UAGUAGAAACUGACAUUUGAUGAAAGCUGCGAAAAACAACAACCCCUUUUCAAUACACGCAUCAAUCAAGCAGCACGUUUCGUUGCGAGAAGUAUCGACGCUAAGCGAUGGCUCCAUCACGGAAGAACAAGGUCGCGAAGGAAGAGGUGCAGGUUUCGCUGGGACCGCAGGUUCGCGAUGGCGAGGUUGUCUUCGGAGUGGCCCAUAUCUACGCUAGUUUCAACGACACGUUCGUGCACGUCACCGAUCUGUCCGGCAAGGAAACGAUUUCUCGCGUCACCGGCGGAAUGAAGGUGAAGGCUGAUCGUGACGAGGCAUCGCCUUACGCUGCUAUGUUGGCCGCUCAGGAUGUUGCGGAGAAGUGCAAGUCGCUCGGUAUCACCGCUCUGCACAUCAAGCUGCGUGCUACCGGUGGAAACCGUACGAAGACACCCGGACCGGGUGCCCAGUCCGCACUCCGUGCGCUCGCCCGUUCGUCAAUGAAGAUUGGCCGCAUCGAGGAUGUGACGCCGAUUCCGUCGGAUUCAACGCGCAGGAAGGGUGGCCGUCGUGGUCGUCGUCUGUAAUUUUCAAUUUCCUCCACAGCGGGAAUUUGUUGUACCAUUUGGUGAUUGAGCAAGAAUGGAAAUACAUGCACCAUGAAAAAUGAAACGUAAUGUUUCAAUUAA